CUCGCGAGGUUUUGCUUCGUCCCGUUAUUACGGGCAUACACAGUGUUUCACCCUGUUCUUCACCGCACCAAAGGCCGGCUGUGUGUGACUGGAUUAAGAAACUCAAGAUGGUCACACUGUCUACCUUCUCUCACCUACUGUUUUGGCUCCAACUGCUCGCAGUGUCUCAUGCUGAGGACCAACUUACCAUCCUGACGAAGCAGGGGUCAGUCCUGGGACUGCAGGUCCCCGUGCCGGGCGGCCAAGUCUCAGCAUUCCUGGGCAUCCCAUACGCAGACCCUCCUGUUGGGGAUCUCCGUUUCAAGCAGCCCAUUCCCCGGAAGCCGUGGUCCGGGGUGUGGGAGGCAACACGGUACUCUCAUUCUUGUCACCAACCUCUAGACACAAGUUUCCCAGGGUUCCUGGGGUCAGAGAUGUGGAACCCUAACACGGAGAUGAGUGAGGACUGCCUCUACCUGAACAUAUGGAUGCCGCACCCUAAGCCAACCCGUGCCUCUGUUAUGGUAUGGAUCUAUGGAGGCGGCUUCUCCACUGGCUCUGCCUCCCUGCCUCUGUACGACGGGCGUUUUCUGAGCCACACGGAGGGCGUGCUGGUUGUCUCCAUGAACUACCGGCUGGGUCCCCUGGGCUUUCUGGCAUUGCCGGGUAGUAUGGAUGUUCUGGGAAAUGCCGGCUUGUUCGAUCAACGGCUGGCUCUGCAGUGGGUGGCUGAAAACAUCGAAAGCUUCGGCGGGGACCCAGGGUCCGUCACGCUGUUCGGCGAGAGCGCCGGUGCCGCUGCCGUCGGCUUCCACGUCCUGUCCCCAGGCAGUCGUGGCCUGUUUGCACGCGCCAUCUUGCAGAGCGGUACCCUGAAUGCGCCAUGGGCAGCCAUCCCACUCGAGGAAGCCCAAGACCGGUCCAUGGCCCUAGCCAGGCUUCUGGGAUGCCUGCCAGAGCCCGGCGUCGAUGUGGAGUCCUGCCUACGCAGCAUGCAGCCCACAGACCUCGUCAACAGACAGAAUGAUGUGGUGAAGCUCCCACUGGUCGGGACGACUUUUCCUCCCACGGUCGACGGAGUCUUCCUCACCGACUUGCCCAAAGUUCUGCUCCAGUUUGGGCAGUUCAGCACGAGCAACCUGCUCCUGGGGGUGAACAGAGACGAGGGGGCAUACUUCCUGCCAUACGGAGCUCCAGGCUUUAGCAUUAUGCACGAAAGUCUGAUCUCCCGGGAAGACUUCCUAGUAGGGGUGGCACUGGCACUGCCAGGAUUCAGCCAGAUUUCACAGGAGGCCGUUGUCCUCCAGUACACAGACUGGGAGGACGAGUUCAGCGGCUGCAAAAACAGGGAUGCGCUCAAUCAUGUGGUUGGCGACCAUUUUUUUACCUGCCCCCUGCUGGACUUUGUGCGCACGUUCGCCGGCUUUGGAAACAAGGCCUUUGUCUACUACUUCGGCCAGCGCUCCUCGAGAAACCCAUGGCCGCAGUGGAUGGGUGUGAUGCACGGCUACGAGAUCGAGUUUGUCUUCGGCCUGCCACUGAACCUCAGCCUGGGCUACACGGAGGAGGAGGAGGCCGUGAGCCGGAAGAUGAUGAAACUCUGGGCUAAUUUCGCCAAAACCGGGAGCCCCACCACUUCGGGAUCGGAAUGGCCGCCAUUCGAGGGAGUGCGGCAGGAAUAUGUCUCCUUGGAUGCGGAUCCCUUGAAGAUCGAGCGUUUCCUGAGAGCCAAGCAGUGCAAGCUUUGGAACAGCUUCCUGGACAAACUCCAGGCCAUAACAGCAUCUGUGAAUGAGGUGGAACAGCAGUGGAAGAAAGAGUUUCAGCGCUGGGCCUCGUUCAUGCGGAGUUGGAAGAUCCGAUUCGGUGAUUACACGGCCCAGAAGCAGAGGGCAGAAGCGGUUCACAGAGAGCAUCCAUCCAUUAAACAUGAUCCUGUUUCCUCUCGUCCUGACCGUGAGGAAGCACCUGCAGCACUGUGGGUUUCGGGAAACACCGGCAUGUACGGAAUGCUAAUACCACACCGUCAGGCUCCUACAAUCGCAUCAGAAAAUUCACACACUAAUAGGUCAAAAAUAAUGUAGCGCUGAAGCGGUGCAAAGUACGCCAUGUUUCUGUGCUGGGGGAGCAACAGAUGGCAGUAUGAGGUGUAUGGGGGAGGGAGUGGGGGGCCCCAGGGAAGGUGUGCGGAGACAGAGCGGGACGGGAGAGGGUGCAGAGCUGUCUGCGGAGAGCUUGAUUUCCCAAUGGGCCAAGCUCAGGCACUUUGCAGGCAUUCGAGGCUCAGAGAGGGGCUUUCCCCUCUGCUCUGCUCCGGGAAGCUACCGGCUCCCAGCAUGCAUCUGCACAAGCGCGCAAACACGCACGCACACACACAGAUUAGGCAUCUGUAUCUUUGCGGGGACUCUCCAUUCAUUUCUAUGGGCAAAACUCUAAUCCCAACUAAAAUAACCUUAAUCCCUACCCAGCCCUGACCUUAACCUUAAGUCACCCAACAAAAUACAAGACAUUUGGCAUUUUUAGUUUUUUGAUUGCAGUGACAGAUUUUUAUAAAAUUGAGUUUCCCCCUGUGGGGACCAAAAAUAUAUCCCCACAAGGUUAAAAUAACAGGUUUUUAUUGUAAGGACAUUUGCCCCCCACAACAGUAAAAUAUACAUGAGCACACAAACACACACACACACACAAACACACACACACACACACAAACACACACACACACACACACAAACACACACACACAAGCACACACGCCCGGGUGCUGUUAACUUAGCAUAUGCAUGUCCAACGUCCCACUCCCCCCCCCCCAAGCUGCAAGCAAUAAAUCAAUACAGGGAUCGCAGUCCUGUCAUCUGGAACAGCAUCCCCCCUUGGUAAAUCUGAGAGACCCACCGAUGGCUUCUCCAUGGUGUCUGUUGGUCACAUCACGCUACCAGUCAGCAGUAGCCAGUUGCUGGUAUCAUCAUUCAGGUGAGAUGGGGGCACUCAGCUGGCACUAGCUACCUUUCCCCAUGACUAAAACUGAAUCGUAUCCCUCCCCAUCGCUAUGCUACAACUAAACAAGAACACCUGCAUGAAGCUAAGCUACCUGACAAAGCUAAAGCUGCAGCUAACUAUUUCCUUAUGGCACAUCUGCUGUGACACUCACACUUUCAGACUAUCCUGCUCAAGCAAGAAAUCUAACUGCAAAUUUAUAAUAUUCCAUUAUAAUCCUGAAAAUAGCUACGUCAGAAGCAUUGGCGUUCUUUGCAAACCCUACAGACUAUUUAUCAGGUAAAACUGUUGCAUACAUGUAAAUAUGUGUGCAAUGUAUGUGCAGACUUGAAAAUCUCACUCAAGCCAGCUGACCGGUUGGCAACCCUGCAUAUGGUUAAAUCUAAGCUUCCUGACAUGGCUAAAGCUAACGCUAACCAUUUACGUAAGGCUAAUGCUAAGCUUCCUGACAUGGCUAAAGCUAACGCUAACCAUUUACGUAAGGCUAAUGCUAAGCUUCCUGACAUGGCUAAAGCUAACGCUAACCAUUUACGUAAGGCUAAUGCUAAGCUUCCUGACAUGGCUAAAGCUAACGCUAACCAUUUACGUAAGGCUAAUGCUAAGCUUCCUGACAUGGCUAAAGCUAAAGCUAAUCUUAUUCAAAUCUUUUAUUUUUGUAUGUUUUCGGUGCUGUUGGUGUUUAUCUGGAUGGUUGAGCCCCCCAGAAGACCCCUCUAAAAAGUAUCUCUUAACCGUCCAUACAUGAUUAAAACUAAAGCUAACUUUCAUUACAUGUUUAAGGCUUUACUUCCCACAUAUGGCUACAACUAACCUUCUUUGCAUGCCUCAAGCUAACAUUCCCCAUAUGGCUAAUGUUAUCCUUCUCCUAUGCCUAAAGCUAACAUUCCCCAUAUGGCUAAAGUGUUCCUUCUCUUUAUGCCUAAAGCUAACAUUCCCCACAUGGCUAAAGCUAACCCCCUCUGUAUACCCAAAGCUAAUAUUCCCCACAUGGCUAAUGCUACCCCUCACUUUCUGCCCGAAGUUAGCAUUCUGCACAAACCUACCGCUAACCAUCUCUGUAUACCCAAUGCAGGUAUUCCCCAUACGGCUAACGCUAGCCCUCUUCCUACCUAUGCUCUGUUUCCCCAUUGUCUUUCACUUUAUUUUUGACACAUUGAGCUCAGCUCUCUAUUUACACGUUUCAGGUGUUUCCCUUUAAAACGACACCCCCUCUCCAUACCCUGGUGUAACAGCUACAGUCUCCCCAGGUUUUGCAGACCCCACAGUUUGCGUCCCGCGCCCAGCUGGUAUCUGGCUUGUCCUGACCCGCCUCUGUUCCACAGAGAUUAAGACGCAGAGAGCUGCCCACUGCAUCUCCACCCGCUGAGUACAAGGCACAUUAGCACACAACGUGCUAUCCCCGGUCAUGCUGUACUGGAAGACACACCGUGUGCCCACUCCAGACCCAAGAUCUAUGAGAUGGCUGUGGAGGGGAAUAUGAUAAAGAAAUAAUCAUAUAAUCAUUUCUUCUCUUUAAGACCCUGACACAGAUAAUGCUCUCAGCAGGUGGCAGCGUGUGUCUGCCUUCGUUUCACCCAUAAGCGGAAGUAAGUGGCCCUUCAGCUGAAACUUGAUGGGUGAAGAUGUCGAGCCAGGUAAGGACUUCUGCGUUCAAUACCCCUCCUUCACAAUGGAGGUUUGCACCUCUCCGGUUUACGACUGCAGAUCAAAACACGGACAUCUUCUUAGCCGCUAAGAAUAAAUAUACACGCAUGUGUACAAUGUGAAUUAUUAGCAUCGCAUGGACGUCCGCCGUGCCAUGUGGAAAUCCAAAUCAGCUUAAAAACGGAGAUUAAUCGAGAGCCAAGAGCUGGCGGCAGCGUAAGCGAGAGCAGCACUGGUGGGAGUGAGGAGAUGAAGGCCCAGCGGGGUGC
Messenger RNA from Brienomyrus brachyistius, 4883 nucleotides. RefSeq names its product cholinesterase-like. Gene Ontology annotation, molecular function: acetylcholinesterase activity. The record is from RefSeq and is a predicted model, not a curated record. Gene Ontology annotation, cellular component: plasma membrane. Gene Ontology annotation, biological process: choline metabolic process; acetylcholine catabolic process. Lineage: Eukaryota; Metazoa; Chordata; Actinopteri; Osteoglossiformes; Mormyridae. The coding region runs from base 108 to 2063 and encodes 651 amino acids. The transcript is spliced from 5 exons.